GCGCAGUUACACCACAAUGAUGUGAGCUGACCCAACACGCCACAGACCCGCUAAGUACGAUCAUGAGAGACCAGGCCGAAGAAUAAAGACGUUAAAAGCUACGCAUCUUGGAAAUGUUAUGUACGCAAUAGAACACGACAUUUCAGAACCAUCGCAUGUUAAGGGAUUACGGGAUUACUUCUUCUGUGAAGACUUGGAAGCGGACCUGCUGCCCCGCUGAAGACAGAUAAGAUCCGUUCCCGACUGAAGUGCUAUGGCCCCUGCUGCAGGGAGGAGUCCUAGCCUCAGGCCUUCAUAGUGGACAUUGAGCUACCAUCACACACGGGCGUAGGCCAGGGCCAGAUUCCCGGAGCAGGGAUGAUCACUUCCCACAGGAACGGAGGACCUGGAUAUGUAAUAGAGGACCCAAUGGGGCCUGUGAGUGGCACAGAGGGUCUUGGGAGUGAAGCCAGGCUGCAGCAGAGGGAGAGGGCUGUGGACUGCCCCCCUGGGGACAAGGUGGUGGGGACUGGGAGCAGCGUUGUGCAGGGUUCCCGGUGCAGCGCCCAGAUGGAGAGGAUCCAGAGGUACCAGGAAGAGCUGAGGAGGAAGAGGGAGGAGAACGCCAACAAAGGGAAGCAUGAGAUCGAUCUCAACGCCUCACUCAGGCUCAAGAAGCUUGCCCAGAACCCAGCCAAGACGGGUAUCGACAACCCUACGUUCGAAGCGCCUAAGGCGGGCAAGGAGACCAAGGAUGGGAGUCCCCCACUUGGCGGGGACACGGUUGAGGAGCUGGAGGAGCUGCUGGAGGCCCUGCGGCGGGUGCAGAGCUGCCUGGUGGACGCCCAGUCGCAGGCCGACGUGGCUCUGGUGCUGGGCCUGCUGCACAAGGAGGACUUCCAGAGCGCCUUCGCCGUCCACAGCGCCGUGGCCCAGCAGAUGCAGCCGCGUGGCAGCCCGCCCUUGCCCCUCACCGCCCAGGCCCGCAGCCUUUAUCAUGAGGUGCAAUGCAUCCUACAAUCCAGUCACCAGGAGGAAGGUGUAGAGCUCAGGAGCCUACUCACCACCCCCCACCUCCAGGCUCUGAUGCAGGCCCAUGACAGUGUGGCGGAGCAGGAGUUGGAGCCGGACCCAGAAGAGAGAUUGAUUCAGUACCUGGGUGAGACCGUCAAACUGGUGCGGCUGGAGAAGGCCAGCGACAUUCCUCUGGGCGCCACGGUCCGUAACGAAAUGGACAGCGUGGUGGUGAGUCGUGUGGUAAAGGGCGGGACAGCCGAGCGGAGCGGUCUCCUGGCUGAGGGAGAUGAGAUCCUGGAGAUCAACGGCGUGCCUGUCCGCGGGAAGAACGUCAACGAGGUCCAUGACCUUCUGGUGGAGAUGCAUGGCACUCUGACCUUCCUCCUUAUCCCCAGUUCUCAGAACAAAACACCCUCACACAGGCAGACUGUGAUGCACGUGAGGGCUUACUUUAACUACGACCCGUCUGAUGACCCGUACGUGCCGUGCAGGGAGCUGGGCCUGUCUUUCCAGAAGGGAGACAUCCUCCACAUCAUCAGCCAGGAUGACCCCAGCUGGUGGCAGGCCUACAGGGACGGGGAUGAGGACAACCAGCCCCUAGCCGGGCUAGUUCCAGGGAAGAGCUUCCAGCAGCAGAGAGAAGCUAUGAAGAAAAACAUUGUGGACAGGAAUCCUGACAGCCCAGGGAAGCUUUGGUGUGCAAUGAAGAACAAGAAGCAGAGGAAGAAAACCAUGUACAACCCCAACAGGAACGUUGACUACUACGCCGACGAAAUCCUGACUUAUGAGGAGAUGGCACUCUACCACCAGCCGGCCAAUCGCAAGCGACCUAUCGCCCUGAUUGGUCCACCCAACAGCGGGCAGGACGAGCUGCGGCAAAGGCUGCUGUCCAUCGAGCCGGACAGGUUCGCCGUCGCCGUGCCACAUACAACUAGAAACCCACGCAUACAUGAGAAGAACGGGAGGGAAUACCACUUUGUAAACCAGCUGGCGUUUGAGGCGGAUGUGGCAGCGGGGAAGUUCAUUGAGUCUGGGGAGUACGAAAGGAACCUGUACGGCACCAGCAGUGACUCGGUUCGACAGGUCAUCAACUCAGGCAGGAUCGGUCUGCUGUGCCUGCACACUAAGUCACUGCGGGUACUGCGGUCCUCCAACCUCAAGCCCUAUGUGAUCUUCAUUGCGCCUCCCUCUCAGGAGCGAUUGCGCACCCUGCUGGCCAAGGAUGGCAAAAACCCAAAGCCAGAGGAGCUGAAGGAGCUGAUUGAGAAGGCCCGGGAGAUGGAGCAGGCCUACGGGCACCUGUUUGACGCGGCCAUUGUUAACAGCGAGCCAGACACGGCAUUCCAGGAGCUCUUGCGGCUCAUCAACAAGCUGGACACGGAGCCCCAGUGGGUGCCCUCCUCCUGGCUGUGCUAGGGGUAAGAGGUUAGGGUUGAGUGGUCAACCUCGCGGCAACUCCAGGAAGCCACAGGAAGGAGGGUUUGGCCUGGAUUGUGUUCAUUAGGCACCAAAUGGAAGAAAACGUAUUGAAACAGGAAGGGAAUACCUGGACUUAUCCAAUGUGAACCAUUUGUUUUAGUUUUUCAUAGAUAAAUGUUUUAACACAUUUCACAACGGUGUAUCCUAAUGAACAUGACCCAUAACACAGCUCUGGAGGAACGACCCUAAAAGGAAGGAUGGACAAUGAUCAUUGAGGCCACUGUUAGACCAUUGUGGAGCCUCGCAGACACAAAAUAGAGGGCCCAUUCAUUUUUGCCAGAAAGGGUAACUUGUCCUUUAUCUAGCCUUCUUAUGAAAGUUGGAGUUUACUCAUUUGCAGGGAUGGACUUUUUAUUAUAUAAGUGUUUGUUUCUGUGUUUGUCUUUGUGAAUGUUCUCUUGGGUUUUUGUCAAUGUCGGCACCAUUCCAGAUUCCAGUAGCAUAUGCAAAGACAUUUAUCCAAAACUGUAGAAAACAUAUUUCCAUUUUAUUCUACUCUAAAUAGCUAUUUAUAAUUGUAAAUAUCUAUUUUUAGAUGAAAUGGCAAGCAAAUGUGAUUUACCAUUACAUCAGACCCAGUCUAAUAAUGUAUGGUUUGUUUGUAUGUGGUAUACAAGACUGGAACUGUCUGUCUACAAUUGAGGACCAAUUUGCUCCUGGGGAACUACAGUGGGGCAAAAAAGUAUUUAGUCAGCCACCAAUUGUGC
Molecule: messenger RNA, 3182 nt
Organism: Oncorhynchus masou masou (cherry salmon)
Lineage: Eukaryota; Metazoa; Chordata; Actinopteri; Salmoniformes; Salmonidae
Product: protein PALS1-like
Exons: 14
Coding region: 358-2412 (684 amino acids)
Biological process (GO): morphogenesis of an epithelial sheet; establishment or maintenance of polarity of embryonic epithelium; protein localization to plasma membrane
Cellular component (GO): plasma membrane; adherens junction
Molecular function (GO): protein binding
Source: RefSeq, a predicted model, not a curated record